Cheilinus undulatus (humphead wrasse) is the source of this 7581-nucleotide messenger RNA. It is a transcript of the gene galnt2, whose product is annotated as UDP-N-acetyl-alpha-D-galactosamine:polypeptide N-acetylgalactosaminyltransferase 2. Bases 373 to 2079 code for a protein of 568 amino acids. The transcript has 16 exons. Gene Ontology annotation, cellular component: Golgi apparatus. The record is from RefSeq and is a predicted model, not a curated record. NCBI's taxonomy places the organism in Eukaryota, Metazoa, Chordata, Actinopteri, Labriformes, Labridae.
UCACACAGCCACAGAACUGAUAUUUAACAACAAUCAUUUGCUACAGGGACUGACCCCACCCCCUGUGCUCGGCUUUAGCACAGAUCCGCACGGCACGGAUCGCCUCUCUGCCAGCACCGGCCCUCCUCCAGGGCUGCCUGAGCCGGUGUUUGAUUGGAUUAGAGUAUGCUAGCCUUUGCCCUCUAACCCCGCUGAUGUUGGCUGGCUGCUUCCUGCUCCCACUGCUCCCCCUGACCGACUGACGAAGCCUGCAGAAGCCGCACGGAGAGGCGCCCACCUCGGACACAGCCGACCGGGACGAGCCGCUGCUACAAGCACACCGGAGAAGAGCCACGAAACGCUCAGGCACGAGAACGAAAAAACGGGACAGCCAUGCGGAGGAAAUCGAGGAUAUUGUUGUGUUUUGCGGUACUGUGGGUGCUGGGGAUAGCCUACUACUUCUACUCGGGGACAGCGUUGAGUCGAAAGGACGAGUGGAGCUCCAGUGACUCGUCCAGCAAAGGAAAAGCACUCAACUCUGAUGACAAAUCUCACAGCCUUGAAACUCUGCCGCCAGGUAAAGUACGCUGGCAGGAUUUUGACCAGGAUCUGUAUGUGGGAGCCACAGUGGUCCGACCAGGCCAGGAUCCAUACGCCAGGAACAAGUUCAACCAGGUGGAGAGCGACAAACUGCGUAUGGACAGAGCUGUGCCUGACACAAGACACGACCAUUGUAGACAUAAACAGUGGAAGACUGAGCUACCGGCCUCCAGCGUCGUUAUCACCUUUCACAAUGAGGCUCGCUCGGCUCUGCUGAGGACUGUGGUCAGUGUCCUGAAGAAAAGUCCUUCUCACCUGGUCAAAGAGAUCAUUCUAGUGGAUGACUACAGCGAUAACCCUGAGGAUGGAGCGCUGCUGGGAAAGAUUGAAAAAGUACGCGUGUUGAGAAACGACCGCAGAGAAGGACUGAUGCGCUCAAGGGUUCGAGGUGCAGAUGCCGCUACAGCACCGGUUCUUACCUUUCUGGAUUCUCACUGUGAAUGUAAUGACCACUGGCUGGAGCCUCUACUGGAGAGAGUGGCAGAGGACAAAACUCGAGUAGUUUCCCCUAUCAUUGAUGUCAUCAACAUGGACAACUUCCAGUACGUUGGAGCCUCGGCAGAUCUGAAAGGAGGUUUUGACUGGAAUUUGGUGUUUAAAUGGGACUACAUGACCUUGGACCAAAGACGAGCCAGACAAGGCAAUCCCAUCGCCCCCAUAAAGACUCCUAUGAUCGCUGGAGGUCUGUUCGUCAUGGAUAAGGAGUACUUUGAGCAGCUGGGGAAAUAUGACAUGAUGAUGGAUGUGUGGGGAGGAGAGAACCUGGAGAUCUCAUUUCGUGUGUGGCAAUGUGGUGGUAGUCUAGAGAUCAUCCCCUGCAGCAGAGUUGGCCACGUCUUCAGAAAACAGCAUCCCUAUACCUUCCCCGGGGGCAGCGGGACAGUGUUUGCAAGGAACACGAGAAGAGCAGCAGAGGUUUGGAUGGACGAGUUUAAAAACUUCUACUAUGCUGCUGUCCCCUCUGCGAGAAAUGUCCCCUAUGGAAACAUCCAGAGCCGUUUAGAGAUGAAGAAGAGAUUAGGCUGCCAUCCUUUCAAAUGGUACCUGGAGAACGUCUACCCUGAACUGCGAGUCCCAGAUCAUCAGGACAUAGCGUUUGGAGCCCUGCAGCAGGGAGGAAACUGUCUAGACACCCUGGGGCAUUUUGCUGAUGGGGUGGUUGGUGUCUAUGAAUGCCAUAACGCUGGAGGAAACCAGGUAGCGUUACCACGACGACACACACAGGAGUGGGCCCUGACUAAGGAUAAGUCGGUCAAACACAUGGACUUGUGUCUGACAGUGGUGGAUAGAACGGCCGGCUCUCUCAUCAAGCUACAAGGCUGUCGAGAGAAUGACAGCAGACAGAAAUGGGAGCAGAUCGAGUCAAACUCGAAACUUCGUCACGUGGGCAGUAACCUCUGUCUGGACAGCCGCAGUGCCAGGAUGGGCGGACUCACCGUGGAGGUCUGCAGCCCGAGCCUCAACCAGCAGUGGAAGUUCACCCUCAAUUUACAAUCAUAGGGAGCGCUAAAGACCCUCAAAUAUUCUGUCAUGGUAUAGAGACACUAACAGACUCUGCGACAUAGAUGAAAAGAUGGAAUUGAACUCGAGGAGAAAGACAAAUGGAUGGAUUAACAGAUGCCUCUCGUCCUCCUCCUCCUCAGAGGUGCAGCCAGUCAUGUCUAUACACCUCUCCCCCAGCUCAACCCUCCCAAAAACAGAGCCUCACCCACUGGGGGAGGGGAAUGUAGACAGUAGAGGAGUCAACAGGAAACUGUGUUUGGUGGAUGGUUGAUGACACUGACAUCAUGGUGAGGAGAAAACUAAUGAAGGGGCUUUCCAUCCAAACAACAUACCUCAGUGUUUUUUCAUUGAUGGCUCCAGCAACUAAUGACGAGUGAAUUCUUAGUUUUCUUUUAAUUUCUUUCAUGCUGGUGAUAAGGAACUCAGUGAUGUUUUGACUAUGUAAUUAUUUUAUUUUCCUAUUCAUAUUUUUUAUUUCUCACUGUUCGUCUCCACAGAGAUUAGCAGGAGCUUUUUUUGAUUUAUUCUCUGAAAAAAUCAGAUGUUGGUAUUGGUGCUCUCUCUUUGUUGUUACCACAUCCAGCUGGAGCCUGUUACAGCAGGCGGAGGACUCUGGUUGUGGUUUUGGAGGCAGAGCGAUGUGAAAAGAGGAAUUGGACUUGGUUCUUCGAGCUUUUUCCUCCAGUUUACUCUUUUGGUUUACAGGAUCAACAGUGAAAAAGAGGUGAAGUGUAGAAUUGAAUGCUGUGUGUUAUAAUUUGGGUUGUGUGUGUUAUGGAGGGGAGUGGGCUUCAAUGCCGUGGAUAGGGGCCUGAAGCCAGAUUGGGCUGGGAGGUGUGUCGAAGCCCCUCUUCCUCAGGUUUGUCUUCAGGCUGUAGCACUGGCUGCUGCAGCAUCUUCACUUCUUUUACACCUUAAAAAGAAUCUCCUAUCAAUUUUAUUUUAUUUGCUUUUUUUUAUAAAAAUGGAACCAAACUUCAAGUGGAUGUUUUCUGUUUAAGGAACUCAGAGGAGCAAUUAAAGAGUUUCUCUUCACAUACUCUAACUGCGCUCUAGCAGCUCUCUGUGGAGCGGAUCGGUUUCUUCUUUUGCCGACAGAUUGCUCCCUCUGCCUGCGACUUUGUCAGAAAUGUAGGAAGGUUACUAUCUUAUAAUCUCUCCUGAACUGGAUUUUACAUCGCAGCUUUUUCUCUGAGCCAACAGGUGUUUGCUCUGCAACAGGAAGAUACUUAGCGGAUAAGCCAGCAGAGUCAUGAUUUAGAUUUUGUGUCCUUACUCUCAUCAAACCCCUCCCUGCUCUUGCAUGAUAAAAGACGAAAACACAAGUGCUUGCGUGUGGCUUACAACAUUUUGCACUUGACAUCAGAUCCCUUCUUUCUUUGACAACACAAAACAUUGUUUACUGCCACCAGGGAACAACUGCAAGAAGAAAAGGUGUCGUGGCUGCAGUCAAACAGCACCAACUGUGCAUGCUCACAUGUCCUGAGAAGCUGCAUGUGUCACCAACCUACUCAGUCACUUGUUUUCCAUCAACAUAUUUUGUUUUCUGCUUCGAUGAGCCAUCUGUUCAGGAGUUUGAAGCUGCGAUAAACAAGGUUUUACUGUUUGUCUUCAUUCUGCAGGAGAUGAGCGGAUUUUUUGAUGGCACACGCAGGCAGACUUGCUGGCUCGGUUUUUGCUGAUGAGAAAUGCAAAUUGGAACUCAUCUCAUUUAUUCUGGAGAGCUGCUUCAGUCUGUAGAGCAGUAUUUCAGUGUCACCAAACAGGAUUAUGCCACUUUUGUUACCUGAUUUAUGUUACUGAUGCCAUUUUGCAGUACAUGAUUCUGAUGCCUGUGCUCUGGUUCAUCUUAAACUGCUCCAGCCCUUGGUUUAUUAGUCAUUGAUGAGUUAUGAUGAUACAGUUUGGAAGGAAUUGGUUUUGAUUGAAUUCAGCGUGAUUCAUCACCUGGCAGCUUCAAGGCAACAACACAGAACAUCUUUGAAUGCAAACAAUACAGCAGCAAUGACCUAUAAAAGAAUCACGUGUUGGUUUAUUCUUAAAAGAAGCCUCAAGUGUUCUUUAUGUCAAAUAUCUUCUUUUAUACUCAGCAUUUCUCUCACACGCACAUCCAUAGGCUCUUUUUUUUAUUCCUGGUUACCAAAAUUGACAAAGACAGCUGGCUGUGUUUCCUGUGUUGUCUGAUUCUUCCUUUGUUCCUUCGCUUUGUUUAUUUUCUUCCAUUUUGUUCCUGGUCCUUGAUGUUUGCCUUGUCUUAAACCUUCAUGGUAACUGUUAGCAGAGUGAGAGGAGAAGGUCAGCUGAAACCGCAGCUGCUUGGAAAAAGCCUAUCCUGUGACUUGACAGGCUGCUGCAUUGUGCUGCUAGGCUGCAGGACCUGCACGGGGGUGUGAGGAGAAACACAAGGGGCUCGCUGAGAUGAGAGUAAAGUAUUGUGUUGCCAUGGUGACCAGACUCUAGGGUCCAAAUUUGAUUUAGAGAUCCAGUUAGACUACAUGCUAAUCAGAGGGUGGAUUUACUGAUAGAUACUGAAAAGGGAGAGAAGAAACCUUUUCAGUUGUCCCAAGAAUUUUAGAAAUCAAAAAUUGUUUUGCUGAAGAGCUGAUUUAACUAAAUGAUUUUCUAAAUGUCUCUUUGUUUCUUUGACUUGAUUUUUGUUGUAAUUCAUAACUGGGUUCUAAAGUUGGAGAUUUUCCGUAACACUUUAUUUGUAGAGGUAUGCAUAAGACUGACAUGUCACUGUUAUGAUCAUGACAUGACACCUGUCAUUAACACCUAAAUAAGGCUUUAUGUUUAUAAAUGUUGUCAUUAAGCAUCAUUCAGUUAGUUAUGUCACCUUAAAUGCAAAGUUGACAGUGUUCCUUUUUUGCUUCUUUGUGCAGUAAAGUAAUAAUCUUGAAAAGCAGAUGGUUAAGCCAGACUUCAUCUCUGUCAUCAGACAAAUCCAUCUUGAAAAGCUCUAAUCCACAACAUUUGUGCCGACCAAUCAGUGUCAUUUGAGGAGAAUGAGGCAUGAGGUAGCGAUAGGCGGUGAUUAAUUGUACUUAAAGUCAACAGCAAUGGCUACCAGUAGUGCGGUGAUUAGCUUGGACUUAGCUAUGGUAUAGUGGCAGUUUUACCAGGACCACAUUUUUAUAUGAGAUAGGAUUUAAAGCUUAUCAUGAUGGAAAAAAUGUUUUUUGCUCUUCUGCCAGCUGCUUCUGCAUGGGUAUGCGACCGUUAGGGGUGGGGUUGGCCGGUGUAUCCAGUGGCUUCUGCUGCACUAAGUAUUAGCUUGGAUGUAGCUGUAGAAAAGUGGCAGUUUAAUUGGAACUGGACCACUUUUUUGACGGAUUGUCUCCAAUGAAAGCCAGCUGCCCAGGUGGCAUCUAUGUGUUGAUAUCUAUGAGUAGUAGCCUGUCAGCUCACAAGAGACACAUGCGUAUGACCUCAUUUUCUCUUGUUUCUCUGACUGGUCCAUCAUGAAUGUGACAGAACUUCCCUCCAAAUCACCUUACGAUAUUUUUUUGAAAAGUCCUGCUCUUAUGGAACACUUUCAAUGGAAACUUUCCCAGAUGAAUGUGAAAUAAAUCCAUGCAAUGGAUAUAUCAAACAGUCUAUCUGGCAUGUCAGGUUGGUAAAGUAAGGUUGUAGUCAGCUGUCUAAGCCUAGCUCCAGGUUUUACUUAUGUGGCUUUCCAGGAAAGAAAAUAGCUGCAGGGCAACCAGACAGAGUACAAGGUACACUGAAAACUUCCACUGUUGAUUGGGGCGUCCACUGGUGUAGUGGUGUGUGUAGAAGAGGGUAUGCAUUAAAAAUGACAUAAUUGACCAACACACACUUGGUGACAAUAUUUAUAAAUGUUCAUAAAGCCUCCUUUAUAUGAAUGGCAGGUGUUAUGUCUUUUUUAUAACAGUCAUGUUAAUCCUAUGCCCUUCAAAUAAAAUGUUACUGAGAUUUCCUCAGAUGAGCUUGCUGCAGGUACGAUCAUUUUUAAAUUAUAUAUGUUAAAAGUGUUUCAGGUCUUGAUAUGAAAAAUAGAGUAGAUUUGCAAAUGUUGUAGCCUCCCUUUUUGUUUAUUUCUGCAGUUCUUCAGUAUUAUGAACAUCUGAUUCUGAUCUUUAGUUGUUUUGAGUGGCCUGUAGCACCCUCUGAUGUCACACCACUGAUGAAAAGAAAAAGGGAAAGGACUCGAGGUAAAAAUCUUCUGAUGCACAAUGCAGUAGCAGAGAGGUUCGGAUUAUUUUCUUAAUCACGCUUUUCUUUGUCCUUUGUUUUGUUUGUUUAACCUACACAAAUAUCAGAAACUGAAACUGCACACACCUGAGUGACCAUGGCAACAGUUUCUGCUACAGCGGUGCAGACGUGUUGUUCAAAGCCUUUUUUUUUCUUUUAAACUAGUCUUAAUUUUUGUGCAGAUGAAAAGAUUUUUAUUUUAUUUUUUAUUGUUUUUAUUGCAUACACAGAUGAAAAUGACUGUAUUAAUUUAGUAGUCCAGCGCCUCGCUUUGAUUGGAUGAUUAAAUGUUUACAUCUUUAGCACACUGUGCCAAAGUUCCUUCCUAUUUUCUCUGUAUGAGGAAGAAAAUGACGAAGAAUGAGAGGAGUAAAAGUCGCAGGGAACUCAUUAAGUGUUGCCUCCAGUAAGUUUUCUGUCAUUCUUUCUAGGCUCAUUUUGACCUGCAGGGUUACAGAGAGGAGGGCAGAACUUCACUACUGAUCUGGUGUUGAGGGGUAAAACUUUGGCUUUGAAAUAUCUUAAUGCAAUCAUUAUAGAGAAGAAGAAUGACAUCUUUAUUUCCUUUAAACGGGGCCGUAUGACUGAAUACCAGCCAAUGAGCAAGACUAUUCUCCCCUCUGAGCCUGCAGGACUUCAUCCAUACUUCCUGUGAGUUGGAGGGCAACAAUUAACGGAUAACCCAAUGGGGUUUUUAAUCUGAGAGAAUGAGUGAAGGUUAGGUUUUCUGCUCUCUCAGUUAUGUCAUGUUUCAUGCUAACUAGAGGGAUGUCUUUUCCCUUCGGCCCACCUCAAAUCCCCUCGAAGGAUUAAGAGAACAGCCCUCUCUCAUACCGUGAGAGGCCCUGUGGAGACAUCCAGCUCAGGACUGCUUAAGCUUCACCAUCUUUUACUUCGAGUGGCAGCAGCAGUGUUUGAGCCAGGGCAUAAGAGGGGCUUAACAUGCACAUAAGACACUAUACUGUACAAGUGUCAUCAAGUAGUAAAGACUGAUCAAAACAAAUGGUAAUCAGUAUGAAUUAAUGAGGUAAUUAUGUGUUUUCUAACAGGAAUGUGACUUAACUGAAUGACAGUGUUGGGUGUAAUGGCAUGAGGGGGUCACACAUGUAAAAGUGUAUAUUUUUGUAUAUACCUACAUCAGUGUGUGUACAGUAUGUACAUAUAUACACAGUGUACUCAGCCGCGGUUCCUAGUUUUGUUGUCUGACUGUACAGCGCUUCUAACUGUUCCCUGUUUUAUAGAUACUGCAGAAAAUUCAACUUUGAAUGAGGAGAAAUGAUUAAC